ACACACAAACGUCAAAAAUGUGCGCGCGCAUUUCAAAUUUGCGGAACACGUGCGGUUUGUUUAUCCACAAAACCCCCGGUAUAAAACUACGAAAAUUCCAAAAUAACACCGCAGCAAUGUCCACCAUAGAGGACGCUAAAAAACUCGCCGCAUACCAAGCCGUAGACGACCACGUCAAAAACGAUUACAUCAUCGGAAUCGGAAGUGGUUCCACCGUUGUUUAUGCCGUGGAACGUUUGGCCCAAAAGGUACAAAAGGAGAAACUGAGCGUUUUAUGUGUCCCCACGUCCUUCCAAGCGAGACAGUUAGUUGUAAAGCAUCGGCUACCGCUCACGGACUUAGAUGUGAGCCCCAAGUUGGACGUUUGCAUCGAUGGGGCCGAUGAGGUCGACUCACGCCUCACCCUCAUUAAGGGCGGAGGCGGUUGUCUUUUGCAAGAGAAAAUCGUCGCCAGUUGUGCAAAUAAGUUAAUUAUUAUCGCGGAUUAUACGAAGAAUAGUAACAAGUUAGGCGAACAAUACAAAAAAGGCAUCCCAAUAGAAGUGAUCCCGAUGGCAUACACUCCCAUACAAUCACACCUAGAAUCCAUAUACAAAGGUCAAUUUGCUCUACGUAUGGCAGUUAACAAAGCUGGUCCAGUGGUUACCGAUAAUGGAAACUUCAUACUGGACUGGAAGGAGUUCGAUCAAAACCUGGAUUGGGCCAAAGUCAAUCAGGGAAUCAUGAUGAUUCCCGGAGUGGUCGAGACUGGAUUGUUUGUGAAAAUGGUCGAGAGGGCUUAUUUUGGGAUGCCCGAUGGGAGUGUUAAGGUGCAAGAUGCUUAAUUGAGGUUGUUUUUGUCAGUUUAGUAUAUUAAUUAGGUAAGACUUAAUCCUUUUUGUCACCUUGUAUAGUUUUAAGGGGUUUAUAUGGGGUUUCCAGGGAAGCUUAGGUUCCUAGUAGGAUAAGUUAAAUGUUUAAUGUAAUUUUUGUUAUUGGCUUUUUAAAAAGUGCUUAUCAGUGUGUAAUGGAAUAUCUUUGUACUGAUAUAUUUCUAAAAAAAAAUUGGUUGUAUUAUUGAUAAGGUUUUUAUCUGGGAAUGAAGUAAAUUAAUUAGUUUUUC
Messenger RNA from Anthonomus grandis grandis, 1102 nucleotides. Its product is annotated as ribose-5-phosphate isomerase. Gene Ontology annotation, biological process: pentose-phosphate shunt, non-oxidative branch; D-ribose metabolic process. The record is from RefSeq and is a predicted model, not a curated record. Gene Ontology annotation, molecular function: ribose-5-phosphate isomerase activity. The transcript is spliced from 2 exons. Gene Ontology annotation, cellular component: intracellular membrane-bounded organelle. Lineage: Eukaryota; Metazoa; Arthropoda; Insecta; Coleoptera; Curculionidae. The coding region runs from base 18 to 824 and encodes 268 amino acids.